Molecule: messenger RNA, 3216 nt
Organism: Toxorhynchites rutilus septentrionalis
Lineage: Eukaryota; Metazoa; Arthropoda; Insecta; Diptera; Culicidae
Gene: Ars2
Product: serrate RNA effector molecule homolog
Exons: 9
Coding region: 190-3003 (937 amino acids)
Biological process (GO): mRNA processing; primary miRNA processing
Cellular component (GO): nuclear body
Molecular function (GO): nucleic acid binding
Source: RefSeq, a predicted model, not a curated record
UUUGCCCGUCUCAUGUUCACUUGUCAUCGGGAGCUGCUUGAUGUUGGCAGAGAUUUUGUAAGCAGAAAAUUUGAGGACGCGUCUCUGACCUACAAAAUAGGAAAUUUCAAACAAGUGUUACUUUUUGAAGUAAACGGUUUUGAGUGGUAAAAGCAGCCCGUUUCGGCCAAGUUAUUCAAUCGAGAAAAGAUGGCAGAUUCUGAUGAUGAGUAUGACCGCAAGAGACGCGACAAAUUUCGCGGUGAGCGAAGCGCCGGUGAUAGCUACGCCCGUGGAGCGGAUCGCGCUGACCGGUCCCGUGGUCGGGAUGAUUGGCCGGAAAGAGGCAGACCAAGGCCGGACUAUCGGGACUACCGACCACCGCCACGAGAUCGUGGCUAUUCGCCAACUCGCGAAGGCCCUCCAAUGAAACGAAUGCGUGGUGAUGCGUGGGGCGACGAGGGAAGGCAACGUUUCGUUGGUGAGUUUUCCAGAAGACACGAUAAUUACGGGAUGUAUGGCUACGGGCAUGAUCAUUUCGGGAUGCACCCUUCCGCAGGACCAUACGGUCAUCAAGGUCCUGCGCACCAAAGGGGACAACAACCCGCCGGCGACAUGCAAACUCAGCCCUGCAUGAUGAACCUCAAACAGUUCUUGGACAUACAGGAUGAUUCCAUUGAUGAUUCGGUUGCUCUCCAGAAGUACAAUGACUACAAGUUGGAAUUCAAGCGCCAACAGUUGAACGAAUUCUUCGUAGCACACAAGGACGAGGAAUGGUUCAAAAUCAAGUACCAUCCCGAGGAAUCGAUGAAACGGAAGGAUGAGCAGCUGGGCUUUCUGAAGCGCCGCUGCGAUGUUUUCAUUGAUCUGCUCGAGUCCAACGAUGUCACGAAAGUUACAGUGGACACGACCAACUCGGACGCGCUGCUUCGACUGUUGGACACGGUUGUCAUCAAGCUGGAGGGAGGCACCGAGGAGGAUCUAAAGGUGCUCGACGAGAAGCCGGUGGAGAUUGUAAAGCCGUUCCUUCCGGAGAAACCCAAGGUUGUGAUCAGGACGGAUCCGAUUGAGGAUUUGAUAAAGAAGGAAAAGAUUGACGAGGAAAGGCCAAAGGGUGAGAAUGAAGACGAAAUUGAGUUGAAAGAGCCAAAACAAGAAGAGGAAGAAGAAGAAGCGGAAGACGAGAGUGAGAAGCCGUUGUCGCUGGAAAAGAACUCUGAGGAGACUGAACCGGUCGAACAGGAGGAACCCAAAGAGCCUGACAAUGAGGACGAUUCUGCAAGAAAAAAGGAUCGUCGGAAGAGGAGCCGCUCUGAUUCGGCCUCCAGCUCAUCGUCAUCCUCGUCGUCAAGUUCAAGCGACUCGGAAGAUGAGAACAACAAGGACAAGGAAAAGAAAGAUGACAACGAAGAGAAGAAGGACGACGAGGAGAAAAUCGCCGAAAGUCCGAAGCCAGUGGAGGAGGAAAAUGUGACUGAAAAUAAUGGUCACAAGAGUGGUGGCGAGGAAGAGGAAUCCGCUGAAAAGGAUAACAGCGAGAUACAGGAAAAGAUGGAUACAGGGGAGAACACUUCAGUUGAGGACAAGAAAGACGAUGACGAACAUAAAAACAACACUUCAAUGGGGGAAACAGAUGAAGUCGCUAAAAAGGCCACUCACGAGGAGGAGGGAGAGGAAGGAGACAAACCGGAAACCAUCGAUUUGGUCAAAGAUACCAAUUCAAAUGGCGCCCCACGUGCUUUGCAUCGCACCAGUUCCAUUUUCUUGCGGAAUUUGGCACCCUCAAUAACGAAGGCGGAAGUGGAGGCGAUGUGCAAACGUUACAACGGAUUUUUGCGUGUGGCCAUUGCGGACCCUCUUCUUGAGAGAAGAUGGUUCCGUCGCGGUUGGGUUACUUUCCGACGGGAUGUAAAUAUUAAAGAAAUUUGCUGGAACCUGAACAAUAUUCGUUUAAGGGACUGUGAGUUGGGGGCGAUUGUUAACAAGGAUUUGAGUAGACGGGUUCGGCCGGUAAAUGGAAUCACUUGUCACAAGACGAUUGUGCGGAGUGAUAUAAAGCUCUGCGCGAAGAUCGCUCACAAUUUGGACGACAAAGUUGGCUUGUGGAAAGACUCGGAAGGCAAUGGAGAGGAAAAUAAUGGUGAAUCGUUUGGAUUGCAAUCGAAAAAUCCCGUUCUGCAGAAUAUUACGGACUACUUAAUCGAGGAGGCUUCAGCGGAAGAGGACGAACUGCUCGGGCUGUCAGUUGACACCAAGAAAGCUAGCGACGGCGAGUUGGUGGAACGCGAUCCGCAACUGAUCGAAGUGUUGGACAAAUUGAUUCUCUAUCUUCGCGUGGUUCACUCGGUUGAUUUCUAUAACCACUGUGAGUAUCCGUAUGAGGAUGAGAUGCCCAACCGUUGCGGAAUCAUCCAUGCCCGGGGUCCCCCACCGCAGAAUAAAAUUACCUCCAAUGAAAUCCAAGAGUACAUCCGCACGUUCGAGAACAAGAUGGGAUCGUUCCUGACCAGAAUUGGCGAAGUCCAGUUGGAGGAACUGCAAAAGCUCGGAGCGAAAGAUGCCGAGGCCGAGGUGGAAAAGUUCAUCCAAGCUAACACGCAGGAACUGGCCAAGGACAAGUGGCUCUGUCCGCUGUCGGGUAAGAAGUUCAAGGGUCCCGACUUUGUGCGGAAACAUAUUUUCAACAAACACGCGGAGAAGGUUGAUGAGGUGCGCAAAGAGGUGGAGUACUUCAACAAUUAUCUGAAGGAUAUUAAACGGCCGCAGCUACCCGAACAUCCGGGUAACACUAAGAAGCCAUCGACCGAGGCGGCUCUUCCCCAAGCCGGUUAUCGUCCACCUUAUGGAAUGUCUCAUGGGUAUGCACCGAUGUAUGCUCCCUAUGCACCACCAAUGAUGGCCCCAGGAGGCCGUGGUAGGCCAGGAUAUGGACGCGGUGGAAGGGAAUCAAUGACAGAAAUUCGUCGACCAAUCGUAGCGUACGGCGACUUAGACAUGCCCAAUUUCAGCGAUAGUUUUUUGUAGACCAGCUACAAUACACGUGUGGGUGCGGUACGGUACUGCGGGUUCACGUGAAUCGUGUGAAUCUAGUUGUAGAAUAAAACAUCUUUUAAUAUGUAAUAUAAUACCACUUUUGUCGAAUAUCAUGACCGUAAACGAGGGACGCUUCCAAAGUACUCUCGCAUUGCUAGUUCCAGAAAUGGCACCUUAAAAAUAAAGUGUUCAUGUCGCUAAAUA